Messenger RNA from Hypanus sabinus (Atlantic stingray), 4581 nucleotides. RefSeq names its product leucine zipper, putative tumor suppressor 2a (gene lzts2a). Bases 498 to 2510 code for a protein of 670 amino acids. Gene Ontology annotation, biological process: cell division; negative regulation of canonical Wnt signaling pathway. The transcript has 4 exons. The record is from RefSeq and is a predicted model, not a curated record. NCBI's taxonomy places the organism in Eukaryota, Metazoa, Chordata, Chondrichthyes, Myliobatiformes, Dasyatidae.
UUCUGGGAUUGAGAGGGAUAGCAAAUCAGCCGUGGCCGAAUGGUCUGAUUCUGGAAUGGAUUGGGAUUUUCUUUGCGGGUGAUAUAAUGAGGACGAGAGGAGCCCCCCUCCCCCCGUAGUUACUAAAAAAGGGAAUCCAGCCUUAAGGCCAUGAGCAGGACGACUCGGCUUUAAGGGGGCUGCACUUCAAAGCGCUCCCGAUGGCGAGAAAGCGGAACGAAACUGUGAGUGGGCUGGACUCGUCACUGGGAGGCGGGCAGUCCAGUGACAGCUCGGGUGGGAGUGUAGCUUCGGGCUGCCCAGAACAGUUGAGCUCAGCUCGCAUAUUGUGUGGCUGCGGAGACCCUCUGCACGGCUGGAAGGGGGAGCUUUAGCAGGGGCCAGUCUGCGGGAUUCGCACCGAGAGUGCAUGCGGGUCAGCGAGGCAACCAUGGAGGCGGCGACGGCGAAGGCGAACGCAGCCCCAGACACAGUGGACAUUGUGACAGCUCAUCACCAUGGCAAUGGUUCAGGCAAUGCCCAUAGCUUCUGAGCAUCAGGGUCCAGAGAGUGGGACGAGCCUGCAAACUUCUGCAUCAUCGCCUGUCUUACCAGACACCAUGGGUAGUGUUGGCAGCCUUGUCUCGGGACGGAACUACCAUGACAAACACUGUAAGGCCACAGAAUACAGCAGUAAGUGUCGGAAAGCCAACCAGAUCCAGAACAUCUUCAGGCAGCAAGAUGGGCACCUAAAAAAUGGCUACUCUCAGGACUGCAUUGGUGGAAUGGUGACCAAGAAACAGAGCGGGAACUAUACCCAGCUAAAGGAUGACCGGCACAACGGAGGCUGGACUAUGAUGGAAUCACCCAGCAGUCCUUGCAGUGAUCCCGAGGAUGUGCAGGAGGGAAAGUCGGUCAAUGGAAACAUUCGGGGUCCUCCACCAAAGAUAAUACCGGUGUCAGGCAAACUUGAGAAGAACAUUGAGAAGAACUUGAUCAGGCCGACAGCGUUCAAGCCGGUCAUGCCCAAGAACAGGAGCUCUGUCCAGUACUUCGUUCCCCGAACCAUCAAUGGAUUGUCAGACAGCCAAGGGAGCCUGAACAUUGUCUUCAAUGGUAACUCCCUGGGGUCCAUCAGCUGUGCCGAGAAGCACAACUCACUGCAGAGCUGCGGUUGUUCCCGGAGCAGCGCGCAGUCGGGAACACUGUCGGACUCUGGCCGGAACUCCCUGUCCAGCCUGCCCACCUACAGCACGGGCGGAAGCCAGCAGCUGGAAGCAGUGAGCUGCUCCACGGGCCACAUCAACCUCGAGGGGCCGGGGGGACAGCAGAGCCUGAACGGGAGGGGCGCCGCCUCGCUGAAUGGACUUUCCAACUCGGACAGUGGCCGCUCGUCCUCCAGCAAGAGCUCGGCCUCGCUGAGCGGCCGCUGUCCCCUGCUGUCAGACGGCGAGCAGGAGCUGGGGGUCCGCGAGCUCGAGGAGAGAUUGCGGGAGAGGGAGGCUGAGCUGCGGCAGCUGCGGGAGAGCUUGGAGGAGAACGAGGCGGCCCUGUGCCAGAUCUACGAGGAGAAGCAGCGGCGCUACGAGCAGGAGGCGGAGGAGCUGCGUCAGAGCUGCGCCAGCAGGCUGCGGCAGAGCGCCCAGCGGGCCCAGCGGGUGCAGCAGGUGCUGCAGCUCCAGGUGUGCCAGCUCCAGCAGGAGAAGAAGCAGCUGCAGGAGGACUUUGCCCAGCUGCUUCAGGAGCGCGAGCUCCUUGAGAAGAAGUGUGCUUCCAUCGAGAAGGAGCAGACUGAGCUGGGCCCACGGCUGGAGGAGACCAAGUGGGAGGUUUGCCAGAAGUCUGGGGAGAUUUCCUUACUGAAGCAACAGCUUAAAGACUCCCAGGCUGAUCUAGCCAUGAAGAGUAAUGAAAUUCUUUCCCUGAAAGCGCAGCUCCGUGAGGUCCGUGCCGAGCUGCAGGACCACGAGGACGAGAUUCACGAGUUCCGCGAUUCGGUCCACACGAAGACCCUGGAGCUGGAGGUGUGCGAGAACGAGCUUCAGCGUAAGAAGAACGAGGCCGAGCUUCUGAGGGAGAAGGUUGGCAAGCUGGAGCAGGAGACGACUGGCCUGAGGGAAGCCCUGGGCAAUACAAGGCAUGCGAUUGGCCCGUACUCUGAGCGGGAGGACACUUUCCUGAUGUAUGAGAGUGACGAGGCCAAGGUCCAACGACAAAACUCAGACAGCCAGCAGAGCCUCAGACAGCAAAUGGAAAAGCUGAGGGCUGAGCUCAUGUACGAGAGGAGGAGGAGCGAGACUCAGCUGCAGAACUUUGAGGUGGAGAGACGCACGUGGCAGGCGGAGAAGGAGAAGGUGAUUAGAUACCAGAAACAGCUCCAACACAACUACAUCCAGAUGUACCGGAGGAACCAGGAUCUGGAACGAGAAAUGAGGCAACUCAGUCUGGAACUGGAAGCCAGGGAAUUAGAUGAGCUCGAGGUGCGAAAUGAAGACAUUCGAUUUGAGGAGAUCGCGGCAACAGAAAUCUAAAGUAAUGAUUUUAAUAAAGGACAAGCCACCUACCUUUGCCAAAUCUUUGUGUUAGAUAAAUAUAAUGCAGACAGGAUGGACAAUCAUAACUCUCUAACUGUUUUAGUUUAUUUCUAUUAUUUGUAAUAAAGGGACUUAUGACUGUUUUGACAUAAUCUUCCUCGGGGCCACAGUCAGACAUGUCGCUUUCUUGGAGGUACUCUGUUCUUUCCAAUCUCUUGCAGUGUGAAUAUAGGGGGAUAAAAUGAAAUAAAAUGGUGAAUUCAACCACGCUGGUGAGCAAACACCCAGUAAAUAUUUGCAGUAUAAUACGUAAAACCAACAGAACACAGUGGAAUGAUAGAUGGUUCAUUAUACACUAAAACUGCCUUUGAGCUUUACUAUGAAUGAUUGACCAGUACCGUUGCUACACAUUUACUAUGAAAGGUUAAAGUAAGUUUGGCCAGUUUGCUCUGCGGGUGAAGAUAACUGUGACCAAAAGCUGUUAUCGGGAAAAGAAACUUGUCUGAGAAGCACUUCUAACUAAAAACUACAAACUUAGAAACUUGAAAAUGUAUUUUAUUUUGGGAAGUGCUCCUGUAAAACAAUUCUGAGCACCUUUUAUAAAACGGCAUGAAAUGAUGAAGGUGAUUUCCUUUUACUAUUUUGGAUAGAAGGAAACUGGAUUUUUCAGCCAGAUUUAUAUUUUAAUAUACCAAAUCCUCUGUCCUUGCUGUUUGUAUCUGGGCUCUUAUUUCUGUCAGGAUUCCUUUGCUUACAACCUGUUCGUGUUACAGCUGUGGACGAUAAUGGACAAUCCAAAAGUGAAUAUUAUGCAAAGUCAGGUUUCAAAAACCAGUAUCCUCACUUUCCACAAGGAUUAAGCCAAACUGGUUUGGGCAUUUGGGGUGGGAACCCAUCAUCACAGUGACCUUGAGUCUAUGUUAAAGAGUGGAAUAGGAUUGGGGAAGGCGAUUUGGAAUGACAAGUUUAUUGUCACUGACUGACAUAAGUUUGGUAGCAGUAUAACAAUUUUCUAUAAGAUACAAUAAAAAUAAAUACUGUAAGAGAGGAAUUAUCGGGCAGUGUUCGUGGAUUCAUGGACCGUUCAAAGCCUGAUGAUGGAGGGGAAGAAACUUUCUAAAACACAGAGUUUGGGUCUUCAGGCUCCUGUACCUGUAAUGAGAAGAGGGAAUGUCCAGGAUGUUGAGGCUCCCUAAUGAUAAAUGCUCCCUUCUUGAGUCACCACCUUUGAAGAUGGUCUUGAUGGUGGGAGGAUUUGCCCAAGGUGGAGGUGGCUGAGUCUACAGCACUCUGCCCUCUUGCAAUCCUAUGCAUUGGUGCCUGCAUAUCAGUGAUGGAUCCAGUCAGAACUUUCUCCACGGUACACCUGUGGAAAUGUGCCAGUCUUUUGAGACAUACCAAAUCUCCUCAAAUUCCGAAUGAAGCCGAGGUGCUGGCAUGCCUUUGUUGUGAUUGCAUCAAUGUGGUAGGCCCAAUAUAGAUGCUUUGAGAUGUUGACACCAGGAGUAUAGAACUGCUCACCCUUUCAACAGCUGACCCCUCAGUGUGUUCCCCUGACUUCCCUCCAUCUUUUCACCCCUGUGCACUUCACGUCAGGAAAAGAUUGUGUUCAGCAGGAAGUUCCACCCACCCCAAUUUUCACUCCUGUAACCUCCCUGUCCACCUCUUGCCCCAACCAGGUGUGCUACAUUUUUGCAUAAUACUGGGAUGUAGCGUUGCUCGGUGGCUGAAGGAAAGUGACUUUGCAAAAUUCUGUCUUUCUCAAGCUACUGAAGAGACAGAAACUGCUCCACUAUUCCUUCUGUUGCUGAAGCCUGAGCCCAAUUUGCAGGCCGUUGCUUCAAUCACUGCCCCCAAUUGUGCAUCUCCCUGUGUGCUGCCAGCUCCAUUGUAUUCCAGCUGAUUGGCCCAUGGGGGCCCAGCGGAAGGUAAAAACGGUGCAGGCUGCCAGUCUGGGGCAGAGCUCAGGUCCUUCAUGGUGUGGCCCAUUGGCUUUCCUUAUCGGUGCAGAGAAAUCAAAGGGUGAACCAGAUUGUCUCAUGGAUUUAAAUAAAAGCUUUUGAAAUGU